Messenger RNA from Siniperca chuatsi (mandarin fish), 1441 nucleotides. Its product is annotated as olfactory receptor 11A1-like. Gene Ontology annotation, biological process: G protein-coupled receptor signaling pathway. Gene Ontology annotation, molecular function: olfactory receptor activity; G protein-coupled receptor activity. NCBI's taxonomy places the organism in Eukaryota, Metazoa, Chordata, Actinopteri, Centrarchiformes, Sinipercidae. Gene Ontology annotation, cellular component: membrane. The transcript has a single exon. Bases 169 to 1095 code for a protein of 308 amino acids. The record is from RefSeq and is a predicted model, not a curated record.
UGGAGAUGAACACACUAAGUGUGUUUUAAGGUCAGGUAACUGUAAAUGAAAAAGACUCUCUAGUGCAGGUUACAUGUUUAUUCAGUGGCAGUUCUUUUCACAGUUUUACUCACAUUUGCCAUUUAUACAAUCUGCCUCUUUUAUUCGCAUAGUUUUUUGCCAGCCUUAAUGGAUGAUGAAUUAAAUGUAACAUAUUUAACAUUUGGUGGGCAUGUGGAAGUUGACAAAUACAGAUAUGUUUAUUUUGUGAUUAUGUUUACCGUAUAUAUUCUAAUAUUAUGCAGUAAUUCUACUAUUGUGUAUAUUAUCUGGAUUCACCACAAUCUUCAUGAGCCUAUGUACAUUUUUAUUGCUGCUUUGUUACUGAACUCUGUUCUUUUCAGCACUGCUAUCUACCCAAAGCUUUUAAUUGACUUUUUAUCCGAAAAGCAGAUCAUUUCUUAUUCAGCCUGUCUCUUUCAAUUUCAUAUAUUUUACUCUUUAGGUGGUUCAGAAUUCUUACUGUUGGCAGUCAUGGCUUAUGACAGGUAUGUGUCUAUAUGUAAACCUCUGCAAUAUGCAACUAUCAUGAACAAAACAACUGUCAAUAUUUUCUUGGUUUUAGCUUGGCUUGUGCCUGCUUGUCAGCUUGCAGUGCCAACUGCAUUGAGUGCCACAGAAAAACUCUGUAGCUUUAUUUUAAAAGGAGUUUUUUGCAAUAAUACAGUUUACAAACUUCAAUGUUUGAUCUCGAGGGCACGUCUUAUACGAGAUAUGAUCAUACUGCUUAAUGUGGCACUUCUCCCUGUGCUUUUUAUACUUUUUACAUACACCAGGAUAUUCAUAAUAUCCUAUCGAAGUAGUAGAGAAGUCAGGAGAAAAGCUGCACAGACCUGUUUACCCCACCUGAUAGUUUUGAUAAACUUUUCCUGUUUGUGUGCAUAUGAUGUCAUUAUAGUUGGACUGGAAUCUGAUUUUCCAAAGAUCGUGCAUUUAAUAAUGACUUUACAAAUAAUUUUGUAUCAUCCUCUCUUUAAUCCAAUCAUGUAUGGGCUAAAAAUGAAAGAAAUUUAUAAACACCUCAAGAGGUUGUUCUGCCCAGCCAAAAAGAACUAAUGUAUCAACGCUGAUAAUAAUGAUGUAAUAAUACUGUGUCAGUCAUAAAAAACAAAUUCUUACAUUAAAGAGUAACAUCAGCUUCAACAAUGUAAUGAAUGAAGUUAUUAAAUUUUCUAAUUUGGCAUUUUGAUUCUGUUAAGUCACAAGUUUAAUUCUGAAUUUGUUGCUCUCAAAUAAUUGUUUCAAUAUUACUCUCUCUUACACACACACACACACACACACAUCCAUACAAACACAACCAGGGCCAUAGUUUCCACUAAGAUACCAAGGUCGUGUCCUCAGUAUUUUUGGCUAAAAAUGUGUUUAAAUCUGCUGAACUUUUUAGAGAUCCUCAGAAAUGUGA